Messenger RNA from Baudoinia panamericana UAMH 10762, 1124 nucleotides. RefSeq lists its product as uncharacterized. Bases 232 to 948 code for a protein of 238 amino acids. Gene Ontology annotation, biological process: glutathione catabolic process. Gene Ontology annotation, cellular component: cytoplasm. Gene Ontology annotation, molecular function: glutathione specific gamma-glutamylcyclotransferase activity; gamma-glutamylcyclotransferase activity. The record is from RefSeq and is a predicted model, not a curated record. The transcript is spliced from 5 exons. NCBI's taxonomy places the organism in Eukaryota, Fungi, Ascomycota, Dothideomycetes, Mycosphaerellales, Teratosphaeriaceae.
AGGCUUGAAGAUCUGGUAGUGUGGCCGGCACCGCCUGGGUCAACAAGGACCGUCAGUGUUGUAAUGCUCGUGGCGAUUUCUAGGCUGACGCAGGAUCAAUCGUGAGAUGCGCCAGAUACUCUUGUAGUCCAUUUGAGGAAGCCUGAGGCCACUCAAUGCUCCUCUCCUUCGUCACCAAAUCAAGUCAAUGUCUUGUACCUUCAGACAUCGCACCACGAUCUACGUCUUAACAUGACGACGCCAGAGUCAGAGGGGCUGUGGCUUUUUGGUUAUGGCUCGCUGAUCUGGAAGCCUCCUCCGCAUUACGAUCUCCGUGUUCCCGGCUACAUUGAAGGCUACGUUCGCCGCUUUUGGCAGGCUAGCGAAGACCACCGCGGUACACCCGCAGCGCCCGGCCGCGUUGUAACCCUGAUCGACCGGAAACACUGGGAAACUCUAACCGACCACCACGCCCUCGCCCCGCCCAGAGUUUGGGGAGCAGCAUACCGGAUACCGCCCCAGCAUGUCGCCGAGGUGAAGAACUAUCUCGACAUUCGCGAAAUAAACGGGUAUAGUAUCCAAUAUACGCCCUUCACCAAGGCCAGCUCCGCGCAGUCCAACGGUGUCAGCCGGAAGCAGAUCGACUGUCUAGUCUACAUUGGACUUCCAGACAACCCGCAAUUCCUCGGUUCGCAGGAUCCGCAGGCGCUGGCUGAACAUAUCAUUCGCUCUCGAGGCCCCAGUGGCGAAAACAAGGACUAUCUUUACCAGCUGGAAACUGCGUUGAACGAGCUCAGUCCGGAGAGCGGCGAUAAACACAUUACUGAUCUUGCCAGGCGGUGUCGCGAGAUAGAGGCGAGAAUGCAGGCGGAAGGGGUUAACGUUGAGGAGGUGAAGCUACAAAGUCCGGAAGUGAAAGCCGAAGGCGUCAGAGAGGGAGCCGGGAGGCAGGAGGAGACGGAGAAGUAGAUGAUGCCCGCUACUAGCACAAACGAUAGAUGGUAGCCGCUCGAAAGCAAUGCCGCUAAAGCGCCAUGCGACGCUCAGAACGCUUAGACUCGCUCAAAGGACAAUACGUAGCAAAAGACAGCCGUAUCAUGGUCCUCCUUUCGGAGCCUGAUUCCACCUCUUGUAAUUCCUUACCG